Mycena citricolor is the source of this 1568-nucleotide messenger RNA. Lineage: Eukaryota; Fungi; Basidiomycota; Agaricomycetes; Agaricales; Mycenaceae. The record is from the annotation of a GenBank genome assembly.
GCCAGAUCAACUCCUGGCAAAACUAUUCCCUCCCUCUUUCGGAAUCAGUCGCGACGCAGCACAUGGUUGCCCAAGAUCGACUACGGCCAAAGGGUCGACCAAUUCGCAAUCUUCGCGGGCCGCGGUCCAGCAAAUUCGGUAUAAAGACGACAAUGGGUUAUCGAGGGACUACAGUUCUCUCGCUGUGGACAACAUGCCUUCCCUCGCCACUUUCCUUCAACUUACUGCUCUCGUCGGUGCCGCGGUGGCUCUUCCAGGCAACGUCACGGUCGCGUCGCGCACCGAGACAGCGAAACGCGCAACCUGCACGGUCAACAGCGUCUCCAGCUCGAAGAACUUGAGCGGAUGCUCGAGCGUUAUCAUCGAAGGAUUCACUGUUCCCGCCGGCAACACAAUCACCAUUGCAGCUGCUAGCGGUGCGACUGUGACCAUGGCUGGUGACGUUAUCUUCGCGAAAACAUCCACCGCCGGCCCUCUCUUCACCUUCAACACUCCGAACAUCGUCUUCAACGGUGGAAACCACAAGAUCGACGGAAACGGCGCCUCAUACUGGGAUGGUAAGGGCACCAACGGAGGUUCAUUCAAACCCCACCCCUUCAUCAAGCUCAAGGGCUACGGGUCGUUCAAAUACCUCACCGUACUGAACUCUCCUGCACAGGCCAUCUCUGUUGGCACCACAGGAGGAAAGACCGUCAUCCAGCGCGUCACCGUUGACAACUCCCUGGGCGACUCCAAGGGCGGGCACAACACCGAUGCCUUCGACGUCAGUGCUGACGACGUCACCAUCUCUUCCUGCGUGGUCCACAACCAGGACGACUGCCUCGCGCUCAACGCGGGGAACAACGUCCUCAUCGAGGACACGACGUGCGACGGCGGACACGGCAUCUCCAUCGGCUCCAUGGCCUCGGGCAAGUCCGUCACCAACUUCAAGGCCGCCCGCAACACGAUCACGAACAGCAUGUACGGGCUGCGCAUCAAGGUGCAGAAGUCCGCGACGGGCGCCAAGGUCGCUGGGGUAACCUACGAGGCUAACAAGAUCUCCGGGAUCUCGUCCUACGGUGUGCUGAUCACUCAGAGCUAUCCCGCCAACAACGGCACCCCUGGCAAAGGCGGACCCAUUUCGGAUGUCCAGUUCAUCGGCGGAACGACGACCGUCGCCACGACCAGCAGCGCUUAUGGUCUGGUCAUCGACUGCGGUGCAUGCACUGGCACCUGGGACUUCUCCGGCCUCGACAUUACGUCCAGCGGCAAGGGACACUCGAUCCAGCUCGACAAUGCCAAACUCUCCGGAGGUCACUACUGAUCUGAAUGGGAGUGUAUAUCCUAAUCUCAAUCUCAACCGUAGUACUUCGCUCUCAUGCUGCAGUGGCAGCGAAGAACUGUACCAAUAUAAUUUGUUAUGUUUUCGAAAUCGUGCAUGGCUUGGACUGUGACGACGGUCGCUUGGCAAUCAGCGCUUUGAAUUCACAGUGAAGGCGACCGCACCUGUUGACCCUGCGCGAUUGUAGACAUACCUACCCGUCUCGCAAAGCGGAGAGUUUGCACGUGACAUGCACUCAUUUUCUCAG